Messenger RNA from Coturnix japonica (Japanese quail), 2865 nucleotides. NCBI's taxonomy places the organism in Eukaryota, Metazoa, Chordata, Aves, Galliformes, Phasianidae. The record is from RefSeq and is a predicted model, not a curated record.
AUGGGGAUGAGGGUCCGGGACCCCCACACUGAGCCUGAGCCCCCAGUGGGCGGGUUCGGUUCGGCUCGGCCCGGUUCGGCUCGGCCCGGCUCGGCCCCGCCCCCUCCCUGUUCCCCUUCCCCGCCCCCCUCCCCCCUCCCCAGGGCCGCGCGAUGGAGCCGGGGCCGCGCGCGGGCUGAAAAUCCCGCGCAGCUUCCGCGCAGCCGCGCGCACGGCGCCGCCAGGGCCAUUUUGGGCCGCUCGGUUCGUGAUGGUUCAUUCGCAUACGAGGCUGUUCCCUGGCAACCGAGCACCAAUCAGCCGCCGGGAUCCCUCUCCGUGGUAACCACCGUCUGGGGGGUCAGCAACACGUCGCAGAGUCAGGUUUUUGGCAGCCCCAUGGGUCCCGGUGCUGGCGGUUCUGGUGCCCCGCUGCUGCCCGGGAUGGCGGGUGCGGGUUCGGGGCUGAGCUCCCCCCAGUUCCUGGCACAGCCGCCAUUUGCGGAGCCGGCUCCCACCAAGGGCUACGUGCAGCAAAGUGUCUACGGCCGCGGCUCCUACCCCGGCGGCCCCAGCUUCACCCCCAGCUACGCGGGCAGCCCCGGCUCCAUGGGGCUCCCGGCUCACGCCGCCCGCCCGCCUCCCACCGCCGACUUCACCCAAGCGGCCGCAGCCGCUGCCGUGGCCGCAGCCGCCGCCACCGCAACAGCCACAGCCACGGCCACGGUGGCAGCGCUGCAGGAGAAGCAGAGCCAGGAGCUGAGCCAGUUCGGCGCGAUGGGAGCGGGGCAGCCCUUCGGUGCCCAGUUCCUGCCCCACGCGGCCCCACGCGGCCCCAGCAGCCUCAGCCCUGGUGGGAUGGGGGGCGUCAUGGCCCCGCUGGGCGUGGGGCCGGGCCGGGCGGCCGGUGUUGGUGCAUUGUAUGGCACACAGCGGCUGCCCCAGCACAACUACCCCGCGCCGCCCCCCCCCGCACAGCAGCUGCCCCGGCAGGGCGUCAAGCGGGCGUACGAGGGGUACCCGGCGCAGCAGUACCUGCAGGGCGGGCAGUACCCCGGCACGCAGUUCCCCCCCAGCGCAACACAGUCCUCAGCGCCGUCCCCGUCCUACCCCGGGCACAGGAUGCAGCCGGCCAUGGGACAGUACCUCUCUGCCGCGGGCGGCACCGGGGCCUAUUAUAAGGCAGCGGAGCAGUUCAAUGGGCAGAGCGGCACCUUCGGAUCCUACAGCCAGGCAGCCGUCAGUGGGCCGGGGCGGUCGGUGCCCGGUUACCCCAGCUCUCCCCUCCCUGGGAACCCCACACCUCCCAUGACACCGGGGAGCAACAUGGCGCCCUACAUGUCCCCGGGUCAGGACAUCAAGGCGCCGUUCCUGCCCGACGUGAAGCCCAGCAUGGCUGCCCUGCACUCGUCCCCCUCGGGACCCCCCGCGGGUGAGGAGCUGCGGCUGACGUUCCCGGUGCGUGACGGCGUGGUGCUGGAGCCGUUCCGCCUGCAGCACAACCUGGCUGUCAGCAACCACGUCUUCCAGCUGCGCGACUCCGUCUACAAGACACUGAUGAUGAGGUCUGACUUGGAAUUACAGUUCAAGUGCUAUCACCAUGAAGACAGACAAAUGAACACAAACUGGCCAGCUUCAGUCCAGGUCAGCGUCAACGCCACCCCGCUCAGCAUCGAGCGCGGCGACAACAAGACGUCGCACAAACCGCUCUACCUGAAGCACGUCUGCCAGCCCGGCCGCAACACCAUCCAGAUCACCGUCACCGCCUGCUGCUGCUCGCAUCUGUUCGUGCUGCAGUUGGUGCACCGGCCGUCAGUGCGCUCGGUGCUGCAGGGUCUCAUCAAGAAGCGGCUGCUGCCCGCAGAGCACUGCAUCACCAAAAUUAAGAGGAACUUCAGCAGCGGGACCAUCCCGGGGACACCGGGACCCAACGGGGAGGACGGGGUGGAGCAGACGGCCAUCAAGGUGUCACUCAAGUGCCCCAUCACCUUCCGCCGCAUCCAGCUGCCAGCACGGGGGCACGACUGCCGCCAUAUCCAGUGCUUCGACCUGGAGUCCUACCUGCAGCUCAACUGCGAGCGGGGAACGUGGCGGUGUCCUGUGUGCAAUAAGACGGCGCUGCUGGAGGGGCUGGAGGUGGACCAGUACAUGCUGGGCAUCCUGAUCUACAUCCAGAGCUCGGACUACGAGGAGAUCACCAUCGACCCGACGUGCAGCUGGAAGCCGGUGCCGGUCAAACCCGACGUGCACAUCAAGGAGGAGGCGGACGGGCCGGUUCUCAAGCGGUGCCGCACGUCCAGCCCUGCGCACAUGGUGCUGCCCAACAUCAUGGAGAUGAUCGCGGCGCUGGGGCCGGGCUCGUCGCCGUUCGCCGCCCCCCCGGCCGAGUACGGCCCGCAGGGAUCCACGUUCCCGGCCGCCUACCCCGAGCCGUUCCCCCCCGCCGCCCCCGGGACGCCGACAAUGGGGGACUUCGCCCCGCCCGCCUCAUUCCCAGCCGAGCUGCUGCCCCCCGACAAAGCGCCCGCCGCCCCCCUGCCAGGACAGCUGCCCCCCGCCGGCCGGAUGGAGCCGUCCCACAUGCACAACAUGGGCAGCCCGGCCCAGCACCGCAACGUGCCGCCCCCGCGACCCCCGGCGGGCAGCGCCGGCCCCGAUGUGACUUACAGCGCUGCCACGGGGAGCGGGGACGGGACGGAGCCUGCGCUGGAUCUGCUUCCCGAGCUGACCAACCCCGAGGAGCUGUUGUCGUACCUGGGCCCCCCCGACCUUCCCAGCAGCACCAACGACGACCUGCUCGCCUUGUUCGAGAGCAACUGACCCCCGUGGGCAGUUCGGUCCCGCUGUACAUAUGUACAAUGCAUUAAAUCCUUCCUGUCCGUGUUU